UCAGAGGAGGAGCAACAUACAGUUACUUUCUCCUUGUCUCCAGUUUGUCCAGAGGUGACAGUAACAUGGAGCAUAUGAAGAGUGCUCAUUCACGUCAUUGCAUACAUGUAAGGUGAGAUUCUACAGCAAACUUUGAAGCCCGAAUGAUCUGUGACCACAUCCGAGAGCGGAGACAAUGGAGACUGUGAAUACCAGCAGCGGAGGAGACGCCGGCCUCUCCUCUGCCAAACCUUACACCACCGUAGAGAUUGUACUCAUCAUUCUGGUGGCAGGAUCCCUCAGUCUGAUCACCGUCAUUGGAAAUAUCCUGGUCAUGCUCUCUAUAAAGGUAAACAGGAACCUGCAGACCGUCAACAACUACUUCCUGUUCAGUCUGGCCUGUGCGGACCUCAUUAUUGGCGUCGGCUCAAUGAACCUGUACACUGUCUAUAUCGUGAUUGGCUACUGGCCCUUGGGAGCGGUUGUCUGUGACCUCUGGCUGGCGGUGGACUACGUGGUCAGCAACGCCUCAGUCAUGAACCUCCUGAUCAUCAGCUUCGAUCGUUACUUCUGCGUCACCAAACCUCUAAGCUACCCCGCGCGCCGUAGCACUAAGAUGGCCGGUCUGAUGAUCGCCGCCGCCUGGGUGCUGUCCUUUAUCCUGUGGGCCCCGGCUAUUUUGUUCUGGCAGUUCAUUGUAGGUGUUAGAACCGUGCCGCCAGACGAAUGCUACAUCCAGUUCUUCUCCAACCCGGCGGUUACGUUUGGCACGGCCAUCGCGGCCUUCUACCUACCUGUGGCCAUCAUGAUCUAUCUCUACUGGCGCAUCUCCAGGGCCAGCCGUAGCCGCAUGCAGAGGGACAGCAGGAAGACAUCCGGAACUAGUAUUGUUGAAGCUCACUCCCACAGUCAGGAGUAUGUGGGCGAGAACCAGAUCCAGAACAACUGCAUUCAGAAGAUUAGAGAGCAACUCAGAGAAGCUGUGCCAAGAAAGGAGAAGGAAGAACUGCAGCAACAGAACGGAAGUUCUCCUUGCAAGGAAGACAAACCCGAGCAGGUGGAACCGGAGGCGGAGAGCGUCCAACCCUCCACAUCUACGGAGAACGAGGUCCCCGUUUCGGUGCUGAAGGGACUGAACGCCAUAAAACGAAUGAACCAAGCAGAUCCAGCUUCCAGGACGACAUCUUUGACUGACUGUCAAGCCACAAGGACAUUGCUUAAGGUGACAAAACAGAGCGCGGUGGCCAAGUGGCGCAAGAAAAGCACAUCCUUGCGUGAAAAGAAGGUGACGAGGACCAUCAUGGCCAUCCUGGUGGCCUUUGUGGUGACGUGGACGCCGUACAACGUGAUGGUGCUGAUAAACACCUUCUGCUCCGUCUGCAUCCCAAACGCCCUGUGGACCAUCGGCUACUGGCUGUGCUACAUCAACAGCACCAUCAACCCAGCCUGCUAUGCCCUCUGCAACACCACCUUCAAAAACACCUUCAAGCACCUGCUGCUGUGUCAGUACAAGAACAUACGAACAGUCCGGUGAGGCUGCUAUUGAUGCAGACUCCGUACACCAAACGUACACUAAAUGCCAAAAUGCGUGCAUGUCUUUUGCAGUAGUACCUUGACUUACGAGUGCCCCAACGUUUUUGUUUUCUAAUUUAAUCUGGUUUAGGCCAAUAAAUCCGCAAUGUCUUUAGGUAUACCACAGGGCUCUUUACCAGGGCCUCCUAUCAUUGUAUGGAAAUGUGCAAUGUAAAUACAAGAAUUGCUAUUCAAGUCUAACUAUAAUGAGCAAUUAUCUAGAUUAAGUACAAGUACAGCAGUAUCUUGAUUUACAAGUGUCAUGAGUUUUUCUCUUGGUUAUUUUUUUUGUGUUUGUUUAGUGAAACAAAAUUAGAGGUUGAAGUUGUUGCUUAAAUGAAGUAAAAAUAAAAGCAGCAAAUAAAGUAUUAUAAUGUGGGAAAGGAGAGCCGCGAUCAGCGAGACACGUUCAGCUGUUGAAUGGGACAAACCGUUAAUUACAAAAAUGCAAAACAAUUAAUGGCAUUUAAUUUAAUUUCAUUUUAAUGGG
Molecule: messenger RNA, 2041 nt
Organism: Syngnathus acus (greater pipefish)
Lineage: Eukaryota; Metazoa; Chordata; Actinopteri; Syngnathiformes; Syngnathidae
Product: muscarinic acetylcholine receptor M2-like
Exons: 4
Coding region: 176-1513 (445 amino acids)
Biological process (GO): adenylate cyclase-activating adrenergic receptor signaling pathway
Cellular component (GO): plasma membrane
Molecular function (GO): G protein-coupled acetylcholine receptor activity
Source: RefSeq, a predicted model, not a curated record